Molecule: messenger RNA, 1255 nt
Organism: Cicer arietinum (chickpea)
Lineage: Eukaryota; Viridiplantae; Streptophyta; Magnoliopsida; Fabales; Fabaceae
Product: squamosa promoter-binding-like protein 3
Cellular component (GO): nucleus
Molecular function (GO): DNA binding
Source: RefSeq, a predicted model, not a curated record
UGCAUCUAACAUAAUAUACUUAAUGUGAAACUCCUAACAUUCUCAUGUUCUUUAAGAACCAACAUCUACAACAACUUUAACUCUAUCAGCAGUGAUCCAAUGGUAGCCCUUUUCAGUAUUAGUAUUCAGUAGAGUACCUUAAUUUAGUCUAUGGAUGACCCUUUUCAUGAAGAACUAUCAAUGAAAGCACCAAUUGUUAGGACUUAAUUAAACUCAUAAGGAUAGACCAAUCCAAAAGACUAGUCCACUAGAUACAUGCUAGGAGUACUAUGGAGAGGAAUCAAACAUCACUUAAGAAAGACAACAUAGUUGAACAUGAAGAAGAGGAAGAUGAGGAGGAUGAAAGUCAUGAAGAAAAUGAGAAGAAGAAAAGUGCUUGUGUGAAUGGGAAAAAAAGGCCAAGUAAAAGUGGAAGAUUUUCUCCACCUUUCUGUCAAGCUGAAAGUUGUGAUGCUGAUUUUACUUUAUCAAAAAGGUACCAUCGUCGCCAUAAGGUGUGUGAGGUUCAUUCCAAGGCUCCUUCUGUGGUGGUUGCAGGGCUGAGGCAGAGGUUUUGUCAGCAAUGUAGCAGGUUCCAUGAGCUGAUGGAGUUUGAUGAAGCUAAAAGAAGCUGUCGAAGACGCUUAGCGCGACACAAUGAACGUCGUCGUAAAAGCCCUUCUGGAAUUUGCAAUGAAGGAAGCAGUAGUGGCAUCAAAGGGCAGCAAGACAGAGAUGGUGAUUGGAACAAAAUUGAGAUGGACAUGUCAAGAAGUUCUAGUCACGAGUUUUUGAAUUUCAGCUGAAUAUCCAUAUUUCAGCAUGCUUUCUCUCUUCUGUCAUUGGUUCCUUAUAUGUCAAGGCAUAUAAUAUUUGAUAAAAUUAAAGACCCUUUUGUUUGUUACAAUAAUAAGCAUGUAAACCAUAGGAAAUAAAAUUUCCCAAUAUCUUAAGGUGGGGUGUGUUUUGUCAUGCAAAUAAUUGGUCAACUUCCACGGAGCUAGCUAUAAUGUGUAUAUGUUUCUAAUGCGCUCUUGGAUUGAUCAGAAUAAGUUUCUUUUAGAUAUAUUUUGCAAGUUUUUAAACUUGACCGAAUCGUCCAGUUCAACCGAUUGAACCAAAACCAGCUAGUUGGUGGAUUGGAUUGAUCUGGUUAUAUCAAAUUGAAUCAGGAGUGCCUCUUUUAAGGCCAAUGUUACGCCCAAAACCCUAAUUAAGUACUCUAAUAGCAAAAUUAUAUUAAAUAAUAACAGAUAUUAUAAUUGAGUUUCUCUUA